Messenger RNA from Eufriesea mexicana, 1013 nucleotides. It is a transcript of the gene rho-7, whose product is annotated as rhomboid family intramembrane serine protease rho-7. NCBI's taxonomy places the organism in Eukaryota, Metazoa, Arthropoda, Insecta, Hymenoptera, Apidae. The record is from RefSeq and is a predicted model, not a curated record. Gene Ontology annotation, cellular component: membrane. Gene Ontology annotation, molecular function: serine-type endopeptidase activity. Bases 1 to 1011 code for a protein of 336 amino acids. The transcript is spliced from 8 exons.
AUGGCUUUUAGAUCAUUCUUACAUUUAGGUGACAAUGUCUGUAAAUGUGUUUUCACCACAAUACAGCUAAAACCUAAAUUACAUAUAGUUAAAGGAUAUAAACAAAUUAGGAACUUUCACAAAUUUAUAAGCAAAACAAAGGUAUCACAAAAAUCUCCAUCAAGUACCAUUUUUAGAAAGCAAUCGCAAAAUGUUCCCAAUUUAUGGAAACCAUUUAUAUUUACUAUUGCGUUUAGUUCAACAACAUUUAUUGCUGCUAUUAUUUGGGAAUAUGAGCAUGUGAGGGAAAAUACUUAUAAUAUAAUCAGAAGUUACACGCAAUGGAGAAUACAUAAAACAGGAUGGAGAUAUCAAAUGGAAAAUUGGUGGAAAAGUUUAUCAGAAGGAGAAAAAAUAUUUAUUCCUAUAUGCUUCUUAAAUGUACUAGUAUUUUCAGCAUGGCAUAUAGCUGUAUUUCGACCAAUAAUGUAUAAAUAUUUUUCCAGUAAUCCUACAUCUAGUCGAUGUUGGUCAAUGCUAUUCUCAACAUUUUCUCAUUAUUCUUUUUUUCACUUAAUCAUCAACAUGUAUGUAUUAUAUGAUUUUUGUAAACUAGCUGUGAGAGAACUGGGCAGAGAACAAUUUGUGGCACUUUAUUUAGUUAGUGGAGUAGUGGCUAGUUUUACAAGUUAUUUCUAUAAAGCAAUAGUUGGUGUAAAACAUCCUUCUUUAGGAGCUUCUGGAGCAAUAAUGGGAGUCCUUGGAUAUGUGUGUAGUCAGUUUCCAAAUCUGUAUCUCUCUAUUGUUUUUCUUCCUCUUUUGAAAUUUACAUCAGGCACGGCAAUUAAGGUUGUAAUGGGACUGGAUACCUUAGGAUGUUUAAUGCGUUGGCAACGUCUUGACCAUGCAGCACAUUUGGGUGGAAUGUUAUUUGGAAUAUUUUGGCAAGCAUGGGGUAAUGCCAAUAUAUGGCAGAAACGUGAACCGGUAUUAGUAUUUUGGCAUCAGUUCCGUGAACCACCAAGUUCUUAAUA